Aspergillus pseudotamarii is the source of this 1173-nucleotide messenger RNA. RefSeq names its product THUMP domain-containing protein. Bases 175 to 861 code for a protein of 228 amino acids. The record is from RefSeq and is a predicted model, not a curated record. The transcript is spliced from 5 exons. NCBI's taxonomy places the organism in Eukaryota, Fungi, Ascomycota, Eurotiomycetes, Eurotiales, Aspergillaceae. Gene Ontology annotation, biological process: tRNA modification. Gene Ontology annotation, molecular function: RNA binding.
CUCGGCGAUCUGGACCUAGUGGUCAUCUGAAAUUUUUCCUUCUUCUUUCCAUUGUAUUGCCCCAGUAGUCAGGAGAUCUAAUAUGCGUUACAGGGAGGCGGUAAUUGGCAUAAGCAGCAAAAUGGUAAAGCUGGCAUUGAAAGUGGGGAUUGGGGAGUAAUUGUAACCUGCGAUAUGGGAAAGGAAGGUAAAUGCAUCUCGGAGGUGCUGGAUCUCUUCUCCCAGAGCAUCGAAACGCCAGAUGCUGGGGGUCAAGAUGGUGACUCCGGCUCAGAGGACGAAGAUGAUAUCGAAGCCCAAAUCAGAAAGGAAGUCGAAGGGCUGAAGCCUAGCUCGGCCAAGCCUCGUCAGUUUCAGGCCAUCAGGCUGGACAUUCCGUGUGUAUUGUUCAUACGAUUCGAUAAGUCGAUUGAUCCCGAGAAACUAGUCCAUCAGAUCUGCGUGGAUGCGCAUGCCAACCCACACAGGAAGAGAAGUCGAUACAUCCAACGAAUGACGCCUGUCAAAUCUAUCCGAAAGACUCUCAGUGUUGAUUUAGAGGCUUUUGCGCGUGAGAUUUUAAAGCCUCACUUUCACUCCGGUGGGGGUCCCAAAAAGUUCGCUAUCCGGCCUGCGAUAAGGAGCAAUCAAAAGUUCGACAGAGACAGUCUCAUCAAAUCAGUAGCCAGUGUUGUAGGACCUGAGCAUUCUGUUGAUCUUAAAAAUUACGAUCUUAUUAUCCUUGUUGAUGUAAUCAAGAACGUGAUUGGGAUGAGUGUUGCCGGAAGUGACUACGACAAGCUGAAAAGAUACAGUCUAGCUGAGCUCUACAAACCAGCACCGAGCUCGCAGGAAGCCGAACCCAGACAGCCAACUGAUUGAAUCUCGGUUUAAACCGAUUUUCGUAGAUUGUGAGACAUUUUGGCUUGAGCGGUGGAAAUAGUGAAUGUCAACCUUGGAUACGUAAGAAAUAUUACACAAUGCAUCAUUACAGCAUCGCUCUUCUUUUCUCAAAAAAUAAAAAAUAAAUAAAAAAUAAAAUAAAAUAAAAGAGAGAGAGAGAGAGAGAGAGAAGAAAAAGAAGAAAUGUGGAGGGAGGGAGGUCCUAUGGGAAAGUAGGUACUUGAACGGCUCAUAAGCUCCUUGGUGCUUCGCAGAAUAGAGCAUAUACCGUGACCCGGUGAACACCUACUA